Homo sapiens (human) is the source of this 947-nucleotide messenger RNA. RefSeq names its product mediator complex subunit 11 (gene MED11). The transcript is spliced from 3 exons. The record is from RefSeq and is marked validated. Gene Ontology annotation, cellular component: mediator complex; ubiquitin ligase complex; nucleus. Gene Ontology annotation, biological process: protein ubiquitination; regulation of transcription by RNA polymerase II. Bases 63 to 320 code for a protein of 85 amino acids. Gene Ontology annotation, molecular function: transcription coregulator activity; ubiquitin protein ligase activity. Lineage: Eukaryota; Metazoa; Chordata; Mammalia; Primates; Hominidae.
ACUUCCGGAACAAGCGUCGCGUUUCUGAGGAGAAACUCUUGGUGAGAAUUCCCAGAGUGAUAAUGGCUACCUACAGCCUGGCGAACGAGAGACUACGCGCUCUGGAAGACAUUGAACGGGAAAUCGGCGCCAUCCUUCAGAAUGCAGGUACUGUGAUCCUAGAAUUGUCCAAGGAAAAAACUAACGAGCGGCUCCUAGACCGGCAGGCGGCGGCCUUCACCGCUUCAGUGCAACACGUGGAGGCGGAGCUGUCAGCUCAGAUCCGCUACCUCACCCAGCUACCAGAUGGCCUAACAAAUUCAAACUCAGGGAAGAAAUGAGACGAGACCUGAUGCCUGGUUGGAGUUAGGGUAAAGGAGAUGGUGCUCCAUUGAUAGUCUGUCUUGUAGGUGGCCACAGGGCAGCCCCAUGAGGGCUCCAGCUACUCUUCGAGGAAGGACUGUCAGAUGGCUCUGAAGCGAGUGGACUAUGCCCGCCUCAAGCUCAGUGAUGUGGCUCGAACCUGUGAGCAGAUGCUGGAGAACUAGGCCAGGGAGAUGGACCCAGAGCUGAGAGGGAGACCAUCACCUGUGCCAUGGGACAGAACCUGGGAACAUGUAGGGUGGGGAGUAUGAGCACCAACAUACCCUGCUGGUCAAAGUACCCUAGGACAAAGGGGCAAAUGGUGGGCAUGGAAAAACUGAAGCCCGAGCCUGCCCACAGCUAUGCUUUGGCCUCUCCAGCAGGGUGCUCCUGCUCUGCACUCCAGAAACACCCUGACAGGCUCAGAGAGGAGAUGGAAACUGACAUACCCAACCCACUUCCUCAAACACUUCAUGCUGCUGCCCCAGCCUUCCCGCAGACUUGGCCUAAUGAAAAUACAUACUUCUUCAUUCGGAGAGACAAAACAAGAACUAGAGUUUUAAUGAUAAUAAAAGCAAUAAUAAUAAAAGCAAUAACAAUAAAAA